Amoebophrya sp. A120 is the source of this 2210-nucleotide messenger RNA. Lineage: Eukaryota; Dinophyceae; Syndiniales; Amoebophryaceae. The record is from the annotation of a GenBank genome assembly.
CGUACUUUGAGUUUGCACAUAGAAGUCAUACUAGAACUUCUUACAAGAGCGUCGAGUUCGUAUGUAUCGUCUAUCUAACUAACUCUGCCCUUCCAGAGACGACGUGUCGCACUUCGGGACGAGAACAGCGCGAACGAACACCGCGUGUCAACAUGGCCCCUCCCAAUAUGGACUCGCUCCUGGUCCCGGAGCAGCCUGCGCUGCGGCCGCACGCGGGGUUUUGUCUGAAGGCGAAGAUCACGAGCAGUGUGGAUGGAAAGACCAGCCUGGAGGGGAGUCGCAUGUACCUGAAUUUCUGUUCCCACCCGCUGAUCGAAGCCCCGCGGCUGCCGAACGGCAAACCGGCCAGCAAGGAGUGGAUUUUGAAGCACGGCCUGGGCAACAUGCAGGUUCCGCUCGACCUCGGGAGCUACCGCAAGCUGAAGCUGGCGUCGGAGGGAAAGCAGAGCUCCUUCGCGGUCGACGUGGUAUUUCACCCGACGAUGGUCGAGCUUUUCAUGAAUGAGGACUUCAACACCGCGGGACGGGGUUUCAGCGGGGAGGACACCAACCCGUUCCGCCCCUACCUGAGCAACGUGGCUUUCAACAUGAUCGAGCGGGAGCUGAAGGUGAAGCUGAGCCGCGAGGGCAAGGACAUCAAACUGGUGAAAGAGACCAAGUAUAAGGACUACGCACGGGGCGGGCAGGUGCACGACUUCCAGGAAAUCAUGACCGACGAGGCCGUGGAGGAGAUCCGGAUCGAGAUGGAGAAGGAGCUGAAGCAGCAGACCGUCGCGACCUCGGAGGUGAAGUUCAAGGACGACCGCGAGUCGCUGAACCUGAAGCCGGACGAGUUUGUGAUCCGAGAGAGCAAGCCGAAGGCGAAACCGCUGAAGAAGACCAUGAAGGGCUUUCUCAACAAGAAGGGCGCCGAAGGCUCGCUCUACGGCGAGGCCGGCAGCACCGAGGGGGUGCUGCCCGAGAACGCCGGCGACCCCAUGGGCUUCCUGCCGAAGAAGCUCCGGAACACUUGCAAAAUCGUGGACACCAACACGCCGGAAUACCAGGCGGCGGAGGCGCAGCGGAAGGCGGCAGCGGAGACCAACGCCGAGAACAGCCAGAUGAUGAAGGACAUGGAAAAAUGGGCGAAAAAGCAAACGAAAACCUACGACCGCUGGGCCGAGGACAAGCCCAUCGGGAAGUACGACGUGGACUACUCAAAAUUUGACAAAAUGCUGGACGACGAGGAGGACGACCUUGGCGCUGGAGGUGGAGCCGCAAAUGCGCCGAAACGGGACUGGUACAGACUUGAUGUAAGCACUUUCUUGAUAAAGCUAAGCACAAGGACCACAAGAUUUAUCUAUCAACAACACAUACAAAGGGUUGCAGUGAUUUAGUGCUAAAACAUGCACUGUUGGUUUUUUCUUAUCUGCAGGUAUUACGAUUCCUCUGGGAAGCCCCACCCUCUGACGGACAAGGACAAGAAGAGCGCGACGGGGAAGCAAGCGGGUGACUCCGCAGCUCCGUCUAAAUUUGACCUUGCCGACUUCGAUUUCGAAGGCCUGGCGAAGGGCUUUCUGGACCAAAAGCCAGGAAAAGAGCAAUCUGCUGCACCGGAUGGCGUGGAGGUGACAGCAUCAACAGAGAGCGGAGCUCCUGCGACACUUGGAGAUUCGGCCGCCGAAGUAGAGGACGGCGCGAGUCUGAAGUUCUCGGUUGCGGUUGAAGGCGGGGACGAUAAAGCUUCCCUGCUACCGAAAUUGCUCGUCACGGUGACAGACUGCGAGCGACCGCGCGAAGUCGAGCUGGACGCCACGGCCGCGGGUAUUGUCUUGUCCUACGACGGCGGAGUGACCAGAAUACCGCUGCAAGCCAACUCUGUUGCAAAAUCUCCUGCUUGGGCCGUCGAGCCCGGAAAACUCGAGAAAAUACUGAAGUCAAAGGUGCUCGACGUGGACAAAAUCACAGCGAAAGCCUCGACCAAGAAAAAAACGCUGGUCAUCAACGUGCCCGUCAAGGACCCGAUUUCCGAUCUGGAUUAGUAGGUCACAAAGAAACAGCUUGGAUCCUAGACAGCGUAGUGGCGUCGGUUUGCCAUCAAACAGAAAAAAACGACCGUGAUAGAUAUGAAGACCGCCGGACACAGGCACAGCUUCGUCUUGUGUUGCACUUUUUUUUAUAGUUUUUUUUAGGGAGAUGAAGUGGUUAAACAAAGACCGGAAUGAAAACAG